Messenger RNA from Solanum pennellii, 438 nucleotides. RefSeq lists its product as uncharacterized. Gene Ontology annotation, molecular function: zinc ion binding. The transcript has a single exon. Bases 1 to 438 code for a protein of 145 amino acids. The record is from RefSeq and is a predicted model, not a curated record. Lineage: Eukaryota; Viridiplantae; Streptophyta; Magnoliopsida; Solanales; Solanaceae.
AUGGAUAUCAGACAUUGCACCUAUGGCAAGGGCAAUACUAGAAAGAAUUCAAAGAACUGUAAUGUUCAAUGGAAUGGGGUGAAUGGUUUUGAGAUUAGUGAUGGGGAAUACUCAUUUGUUGUUGAAUUGGAGAAGAAGCAUUGUGACUGUAGGUUGUGGAUGUUGAGAGGUAUUCCUUGCCCUCAUGCUAUUUGUGCUUAUUAUUACUUGAAUCAAGAUCCUGAUCAACAUGUAGAGCACUGGUAUAUGAAGGAAACAUUUCUCAAGGCUUACAAUCAUUUCAUCCAACCAAUACCCAAUAUGAGAAUGUGGCCUAAAACUACAAAUCCAUCAAUAGAGCCUCCAAAACCAAGAAAAAUGUCAGGCAGACCUGGCAAGAAGAGAAGAAAGAGCAAGGAUGAGCCUAAAUAUGGGGAAAAUUUUCCAGAAAAGGAGUAA